Blepharisma stoltei is the source of this 1615-nucleotide messenger RNA. NCBI's taxonomy places the organism in Eukaryota, Ciliophora, Heterotrichea, Heterotrichida, Blepharismidae. The record is from the annotation of a GenBank genome assembly.
AUGAAAGUCCAAUUUGAGGUUGCGUUUUUUGUGGCCCUUACUUUUCUCAUCCUAUAUAUUGGGCACAUCUCAAGAAAUCGAAACAUCAAAAUCCUCCAAGAAAAGUCUUACUCCUUGAUUUUUGGUAUUAUAUUUGGACUAUUAUUUUCUGUAUGCCAAGUCAGCUCAAUUAUUUUAGAUGAUUACAACUUUACCCUCUCGCUUUUUUACUAUGCUUUGCUACCUAUAAUUCUUUCAGAAAGAAUCUUCAAUUGUUAUAAAGGAUUUAUUUACCAAGAAAUAGGAACAAUUUUAAUUUUUGUGCUAAUUGGAGGGAUAUAGCCCGAGCCUCUUUUUGGCUCGACUUACCGAUUUCUUUAUAGGUAGUUGAUUUUAUUAGCAUUAACAUUUAUUGGCAAAACCAGCUCACCGCUUAUAAUGGCAGACGUCGGCAUAGCCCAGCCAAAAGAAGGCUCAAACUAUAAUGUUUUUCUUUUCCACACUAAUUUUGCUUUGCAGCUUAUUUUGGGCGAUUGAAUCAAGCUGAAAUGUGACAGAAGCCGCAGUUUUUGCGGCAGCUAUGUAUAUUUGUGGAAGCGGAUUAUUAGGACUAGUAAAAGAUCAAUGAAACCAUAUAAUUUUACAAGGGGAAAGCAUGUUUACCAUAAUAUUUGCGUUUCCUUUAUAUUUAUCUAUUAAAUACACAAACGAAAUAACAAGUGAAAAUAUUGGGGUUGUUUUUGGGUAUUUUUUUUUAGAAUUAGUUCUAUCCCUAGGAUUUGGGAUUAUAAUAGGGAUGGGUUUUACUAUGCUGCUUAAAUUUUCCCCAGCGUCAAAAGUGUGAGAUAUUAUAGAGACUGCCCCAUUUAUUUUGGUUCUUUAUUUAAGCUUUAUAUUAGCUGAAGGAAUUAGCUUAUCUGGACCUUUAGCACUUUUAGCAUCUGGGUUAGUGCUUGUAAAAUAUCAUUUUAUUAAUGAUUUAUCAAGGAUUGUGCUGGCAAAUAAUUUGAUUACCCUUAAUGCGUGCUCAGAGGUAUUGGGGUAUAUCAUUAUUGGGUUUUACCUCACAAUAAAUAAUGAUUAUUCUGUUAUCGUUAUUGUUUUGGUGCCAUUUAUUAUAUAUUUUUCAAGAUUUUUGUCAGUCAGUACCAGCUAUUUAUUUUCGAAAUUGUGCGGGCUGAAGCUAGCUGGCUUUAAAGAUUUAAUGAGUAUCUCAUUUUUAAGCUUCAAAGGAAUUGAAGCUUUUACUUUAUUUUUGCUUAUAAAUAAUGAGUUUGACAAUGGAGAAAAAAUCCUAUGUUUUGGGAAAUUUGGUAUUGCUAUUAGCACGUUGAUUUCUAAUUUAUGCUUUAAAUGCCUUUCUAAAGAAAAAGAUGAGGGAUAUGGGACAUCCGCUAAAGGACUUUGCUUGAAAAUUAAAAAUUUAUUGCUGAUUUUUGAUAAAUUUAUACAAGACUUUUUUUAUAAAGAAAAUCAAGAUAAUUCUAUUAUGAGUCCAAAAUUCCAUGAAAGUCCACAGAAGUUUGAGCCAGGGAUUCAACAAAGACAAGAUAGAGAUGAGACUAUUAGAGAACUGCAAGCUCUUAAUAUGAAUGUAACCGAAACUGAAAUAUUAAGCGCGUUUCAACUGAGAUAG